This is a messenger RNA of Caenorhabditis angaria, 4791 nucleotides long. Lineage: Eukaryota; Metazoa; Nematoda; Chromadorea; Rhabditida; Rhabditidae. The record is from the annotation of a GenBank genome assembly.
AUGGAUGACGAAGAUGAACAAGAACACCUCAGCGCAACGUCAUCGGCGAUUUUUGAUGUUAGUUUUUGUUGAUUAAACUUUUAAAAACAAUGUUUAAAAUUAAUAUUUUCUGCAGAUCACUGAAGACGUCAUUACGACUGCAGUAGUUGAAUCGGCCGAAAAAGAUUCAGAUCCGACGACAUCGGAAGACACAGCUGUUGUUUGUCCAAACUGCCGUAGUCCUUCGGGUUACUCGCAAUUUUCGAAAUCCUCAUUUAGGGUUAGUCCUUUCAAAAUCCAUCAAAGUUGUUCGUUUUCCUGUUGAAAAUGCGCAUUUCCAUUUUUUUGAAAUUAAGAAAUGACUUUCACAAAAUUAAAAAGAUUCUGAUGCAAAAUCUAUUUAAAAAGAUCAGAUUUUGCGUGACAUAUUUUUACGUGAAACAGCAAUAAUUUUCUCUUCGCUUCAUUUUUGAAAACCCGUAACUCAACUUAAAAUCAUUUUCAGCCGAAAAACCGCGCUCAAGUUGUUUGGAUAUAUCGAUCACGAUGUUUAGAUCCAAAUUGUUUACUUUGGUUUGGUAACAAUUAUCGAUUCGAUCGAGGAACUUUUAUAGAAGUUUCCGAUGAUGGAAGACCAAUAAAUGAACCAAAACAAAGAAUCGAAGACGAAGAAACAUCUAGAAGUUCUUCUGAUAAUAGCGAAAAGGCCCAAGAUGUACUAUACCCAGAAGUACCUAUCCCUCCUAUUUUGGUAACCGAAUGCGUUGAUGUGAAAUGUGAUAGAUGUGGAGGAAAUUCUGUUGUUUUAGCUUAUAUUAAAGCGAUAUACAGGGUGAGUAAAUUUAGUUUUCAUCUACGUAUUUUUUGAAAAGUCAAAAAUACAUUUUCAGGCUAAAACUCGUCCAUGGAUUUACAAAACAAAGUGUAUUUCGAAUGAUUGUGGACUUUGGUUUGGAAAAGGAAUGCGAUUAGAUAGAAGUUCGAUAAUGAGAGUUGAUGACACUGGAAGACCUUUCGGAAGAUCACAAAUUUCGAUGAAAAAUCAAGAAGAAGAAGAAGGAAAUUCGUUAGGUUUUGAAGAAGAUGAUGAUGAAGAAGAGGAUAUAAAAUUGAGUUCAAUCAAGAAUAAGGAAACAGACAUGAACAAUGAAUCAAUGGAAGGAGGAGAAGAAGAAGAUUGUUGCAAGAAUCAAGAAGAGGAAGAUGGGGAUUCUAAUGAAGAAGAGGCAACCAACCAAAAUAAAGAAUCUUCAAGUCAACAGAAAGUUGCAAAACCUAGAAAAAGGAGAACAAAAAAGACGGGUUUCAACUCUAGAAAACAAUCAUCAAUCAAAAAAAGAAAAGAGAAAAUGGAAUCGGGUCUUAUUCCAAAAUGUUCUCCAAAACCAGCAGUAAGAUCGAGUAGAGGAUAUGUUUAUGUAUUAGAACCAAUUGAAGGAGUGAAAAAAGAAGAAAAUGAUGAUUUAGUUCUCGGUCCAAGAAAAGUCAAAUGUAGUAAGUGAAACAACUUGUAAAAUUGAAAUUUAAAAUCAUCGAAAAUCAAUUUUCAGUAAGUUAUAACGAAGAAACUCCAAAGAAAUCAACUGAAGAUGGAAAUAAAGCCAAAGAAAUUCAUAAAGCGAAACUGUUGGAUGCAAAAAAUGAAAGAAGAAGAGAAGCAUAUAAAAUAAAACAAGAGGAAAAAAGUUUGUUAUUCCAUACAAAUGACAGUAGUAAUUGUAAUUGUAAUUUUAGGACGAGCUGCAGAGAAAAAAGUGUCAGAAAAACAGACGAAACGAAAAGAUUAUCCGAAAAAUAUUCAAGAAAACAAUGAAAUAGCAACUUCAACAUCUCCGUCUUCAGCUUCAUCCGCUUCUUCAAGUGUUGAAUAUUGUAAUAUUGGAACACAAUGUGAAAAUGAACUUAUUCUGGAAAGUGAAUAUAUUAAAUCUAUGUAUAUUGCUGAUUUGAACGCAAAUUUCAAACCGGAAAUUGUUGUAAGAAUAAAAGAUAUGCCAUUGAUGGUUCGAGCAACACUUUUGAAUAUGAAACGAAUUAUUCAAGAACAGGUAAGUUCAAUUAUAUUUAUUGUUAUAAAAUUGAGAAAAUUUAUCCCUUGUUUUUUUUCUCUUAGGAAUCGCAAAUCAAAGAAUCUGAACAAAUCAAAGCAAAAUAUAAAGAAUUGAUGCCAAAAUUAUCUGAGAAAAUUCGACAACUUAGAUUGGCUUAUACUGAUGAUUUAAGAAGAAUUGGUGAUGAUAUUAUCGAAUUGAGAGAAGAGUUUCGUCAACAUCAUAUAGAAGUUAUUUCAAUAUCUCGCAAAACUGUUUCCAAAUUUGAUGUGAGUUUGAAAAAUAAAAUGCGGAAGCGGAAACAUUCUUUUUUUUUCAGAAAGCAAAAUAUGAAAUCGAAUUGAAAUAUGAAGAUAUGAUUCAAAAAUGUAAAAGUAUUGAAGCGAAAGUUCUUUUGAAAGAAGCUGAGAUGAAAUAUGAAAAAGAUCGAGCUGAUUAUUUUUUGAGUGUAAAAGAUCGAUAUGAACAGCAAAGAAAUGAAUCGCGAAAAUUAUAUAAAGAUAUUGAAAAUAAGUUGUCAGACACUGUUUAUAUUAGUAAGUAUUUUCAUAAUUUGGUUCAAAAUCGGACGAAAAAAUGUGAGUUUCAGGAAACGAACAAAAAUGCACACAUUGCCAAAUUUUCGAAAAACUCAACAAAAACAUGAAAAAAGAAGUUGUUGAAUAUCAAAUGCAACGGGAUACAGCGAGAAAAGAAAAAGAACAAGGAGAUGUUCGAGCACAUAAUGCAGAAAGAUGUGCACAAAUAUUAUCACAAGAAGUUGAUAAAUUGAAGUAUGAAAGUAGAACAUGGAAAAGUCAAGCAGAUAAAUUGAGAGAACAAAAUGAUGCAUUAAUUAAGAAAAGUGAGUAUUAUAAUAUUUAAAAAAAUAACAAGUAAUAUUCAAAGCAAAUAAUUGUUCACGGUUGAAAAAUCAACAAAAUCAUUUUAUUUGCAGAUCAAAAAUUGAAACAAGGUGUGGUUAUCGAGAAUCCGAACACGCCGAAAUUUAAUACUCCACCUUCUUCAUCUACACCAAUUCAACAAUCUUCAACUGAACCAUCAUCAUCUUCUACACCAUCAAAUAUUCCAACAGUUUCAAUUUCUUCUACAGAUAAUAUUCGAAAACAACGAGUUUCUCCUCUUGAAGAUGGCGAAAUAGAUGAUUCAUCGAAAUCUCCACCAGCAAAUUGCAAAAAAGGUCCACUUCCUCCUGCGAAACCAGCUCCAAUUGCUUCAGGAUUUGCAUCUUGGAUACCGAAAGAAGCUUUAAAUGCUCCAGCUCCAACAAUUCCAACACUUUCUUCACCAUUUGGUGUUCCUGUACAACCAGUUAAAAAACCGGAAGUCAAAUUGCCAACCUCACAUGCACCACUUCCUUGGGAUGCAAAAUCGAAAUUAACAGAUGGAAUGUCAGAUACUUUGAAAAUGGUUGCAGCACAAGUUGAGGCCGAGAGAUUUUUCGGAACUUUGCCACCAAUGAAAGAAAGAAAGAAGCCGCAAAUUCAACCAGAACCAAGAGCUGUAAAACCAAAUAGUGAAAAAAGUAAGUGAUUUUGAAUAUAGAAUUUAAUUAUUGUCAAAUGGUUUCAGAUACCCAGGCUCAGAAAAAACAACAGAACUCGAAUCAAUGGAAUUCACCUCCAACAAAGAAAAUAAAAAAAGCAAUGCAAAAUCAAGCUGAAAAUGAGCACGUUGCACCACCUUCUAAACCUCCACAAAUUCCAUCAUUUGAUUCUCCUUCCACGUCUGGACAAUCUCCAAAAGUUGGAAAUACAAAUCCAUUUGGUGUUGUGAAAGAAAAAGUGGCAACACCGGCACAAAAUGUUGAAAAACCGGCGGCUCCAUCGAUUAUCAAAACUGCUGCACCUGCUGCUGCUAAUCCUGUUGCGAAACCUCCGCCAAAACCACAACAGCAACAGCAAACGCCGAAAGGCCAGCAAAGAAAUAAUUUUGGAGUACCGAAUGGAAGAGGACCACCUGCUUGGGCUGGAGCGCCGAAACCACCACAUCAACAACAGCGAAUGGAACCUUCGUUUUUUGGAUCACCGGCUGGAACUAGUGAUAGGUUUGUUUUUUCCUAGAUAGACCUGGGCCAUUUUAAAAAUUCAAACAAAUGUUUGAGAAAAAUUCACCAUUUUCGAAUUAACGUAGCCAUGGUGACAAUUUGGCCGAAAUUUCAUUUUGUUUUAAUGAUUUGGUUUCAGAUUUCAGGUGGAUAAUAUUUUUUUUGCAGAUCAUUUGGCUCUUCUCCAUUUGGCAAUUCUGGUUUACCAUGGCAUAGAGAAAACAGUAUGAAUGCAACACACGUCGACACACCAUUUGGAAAAGUUCCGAUUAGAGAGGGUCAGUUCUUUUUUCUACUGUGAAAAAAAGAAAGGGUUGGUCCCAUUUUUUGAAUUUUCGUGUGGGUGUUUGCAGAAAUACGCGCAACACCGUGACGAUUUUUUCACCAGGAGGAAUCCAACCCCCUACGGCCAAAUUCAUCUUUCUGACAUUUUUUUUACUUUUGAACUAAUUUUGAACAGAAAUUUUUAUUGAAACUAUUUUUCCGAACAUAAUUUUUCCAUAAUCUAUAUUUUCAGAAGCGUGGGGACGUGGUAAUCGAAUGUCGAACUCAUGGACAGAUGACACGAAUUGGACAAGCGAUGGACCGCCUCGAAAUAAUUUCAGCUAUUUUGGUGUUCCUCCAAAUCAACAACCACCACCUCAAAAUCAAAAUCCACCACCACAUUAUAAUAAUCCGCCACAAAGUUUCAUGAAACGAUCUUUCUGGGAUUAA